UGGUACAACACUGACCCAAACUGAGAAAAUGGCUGCUGAAGUUAGAGAGGCGGAGCAAAUUGUAAACGUAUCUGAUUCGGAGUCCGGGCAGUCAGAUUUUAUAGAAACUGAAAUUCCUGGGAAAAGUAAUAACAGCUUACUAGUGGCUAGUGAUGAAUUUGAUGAUAUAAGCUAUGAAGAGUUAAAUAAUGGGGCUCUUCAAGCAGCACCUAUGGGGACAAUAAAUGCGCUAGUAAAAAGAAAAGUGAAGAGACAACAUUCAAUAAUAGAAAGUGAUGGGAGACAAAGUACUGUUUCUGAGGAUGACAUAGCAAAUGAUGUUGAAAAUGAAUCUUCAGAGAUUUCUGGUGAUGAUACACAAGAUGAUAAUCUUGUUCUUGAGGUAAUUUAAUUGACUGAAAAUACGGUAAUCUAACAUUUCAGCGUUGGCGCAGCAAUUGCCAGUUGGUUAUUGGUUAAAGUUAAAGAUUGAUUCAUAUUGUUCUGGUUUGAAGUGCUGCAUUAUUUAUUUUAACAUUUUUUUUAUUAUUGAUGUCCAUUAAUAUUACAGCGGAGAGAGGUUAACUGGGUUUUCUGUGGUAUAGAAUUAGAGAGUGGGCGCUGUUUUCAUGUUGAAAUAUCAGAUUCAGAGUCAUGUGUUGUAUGUAGGUACCUCAAAACCACUCAGAGCAUCGAUCUGCACACAUCCAAAAAUGUAAAAAAAAAACCUGUUCUACAAUAUGGCGUACGGCUACCCAGUAUCAUUGGAAAAUUGCAUACUACGUCACAUUUGUUUAUUAAAUUAUUGCUUUUCUCAUCAGUGACUUAUCUAGGCACCUCAAUACCGCCUGCGCACGCAGUUUGCGCAUAUCUGAAAAUAACGCAAAAACUUAUGUGGCAAUAUAAUAUACGGCAUAGCGAAGGUGUCUUUUUUUGCGUUUUACGUCACAGUUUGCUAAUAAUAGUAUUUAAAUUAUCGGUGACGUAGAGCAUAUAUUUUUCCAAACACGGGAAUACCAUAUUUAGAAUCUUGUGACCGGUAACGCAUUUAAUUUUUUCAUCAGUAUGUACGUUAAUUGCUUAUUACUUUUUAAUGUAAAAUUCAAACGCAUAGUGUAUAAGCUCAAUACUGCUUCAUUCAGUUACAACGUUUAAUAACUUUACUUCAUUAAAAUUAGCCGUAACGAACAACAUUUAUGCCUUUCAUACUGGAAGAUGUAAGAAAAUAAAAUUGUUAGUAGUCACCCGAGUCACCCCCCCCCCCCCCCCCCCCCCCCCCUCUUCACAAAAAAAAGUGGGUUGUCGGAAAUGGUUCAUAUUACUAAUUUAAUUUAAAGAUAUUUUCAUUUAUACAUUAUAGUUCAUCUUUGAUAAUCCGUGGAAGACUAAUCAGUUAAUAAAGGGGAGACUGUUUUACAAUAAUAUCAGAAAGUAGUACAAUGUAAUAAAUAAUUUUAAAUAAUUGUAGCUCGUGUAAUCUGGUGAAUUUCGGACUUGUUUUUUCCAUUGAUUUAUAUAAUUAUAUGUAGUAGUAUUAUAGUAAUAAGGCAUAGGGCUAGUUAUAAGUUUUAUUUAUAAAUUAUAAUUAAUGUAAUAGUAACACAAUAAAAGCAGUUGCUACUACUAUUAAAAUAUACUAUUAUCAAUUGUAAUUCCAAUCAAAUAUGGUUAUGCAUUCUGGUACACUUCUAAGUCAAAAAAUAAAAAUUUUUCUUACAUAUAUUUUUGUUAAAAUUAAACUCGACAUUAUCAUAGAAAUUAUAUUAAACUAGGACAGAGGCAUAAGAAAAUUUUAACAUUUAUAUCAACAAAUAUGUAUUUGUAAUAUAUUUCUGAUUAAAUAAACAAAACAAAAAAAAGAAAUAAAUUUAAUUUAAAAAAAUAUUGGUUCAAAUAUAUCAAGUCAAAUAAUUAAAAAUAAAUGCUAUUACUAAUUCAUUGUUAAAAUAAUGACCAUUUUAUUUUCAGUCCAACCUAGCUGAUCUAUCUUUGCAAGAGAGUGGGUCUCUUCCACUAGAAAUCCCUAGUCCCCAUCUUAUAUCUAGUACAAACAGUGAGACAGACUAUGUAAAUUCUAUUGAGUGGAAACAACAAAAGAAACAUAUUUUUAUACUCAGUGAUUCUGGAAAGCCUAUUUACAGCAGGUAAUUUAGCUAUUAAUUCUCUAAAUCUUACAUCAAGAUAUGGAUUUAAAUUGUUUGUUAAUCAUAUAUUUUAAAAAGACUAAAAUGGCAAUGAAAAACAUUAAUUCCAAUAUCUGUAUGCUAAUGAUAACUAGUCUGUAAGCUAAAGAUAGCUAGAUUGUCUGCAAGCUAAGGAAAACUAGUUUAUUUGUCUGUAGGCUAAGGAAAACUAGUUUACCUGUAAGGUAAGGAUAUCUAGUUUAUUUGUAAGUUAAGGAUAACUAGUUUGUCUGUAAGUUAAGGAUAGCUGGUUUGUCUGUAAGCUAAGGAUAGCUACUUUAUUUGUGAGCUUAGGAUAACUAAUUUGUCUGUAAGCUAAGGAUAGCAAGUUUGUCUGUUAGCUAAGAAUAGCUGGUUUAUUUGCCUGUAAGCUAAGGAUAGCUAGUUUAUUAGAAAAACUAAUGGUGAACCAGGGGUUGACUUGAUGACUGAUUUCUACAAUAGAGAAAUACUUUUAAUGUCUCGUGUUUAAAUUGUUAUAAUUGUAAAAUGUUGUCUGUGUUAAAAUAUGUAUUGUAAUAAAAAAUAUGUCUAUUUAUUUGGAUUACUAAAAGGAUCAUAUUUUAUCUUAUCUUGAAAAGUAAUUUUAAACCCAGAGUUUAGUUUCCCUAUAAACUAAAUUAAUAUGUUGUAUUGAUCAGAGAUGCCAUGAACCAUUUGAUUGUUAUUUAGAUUUUUUUUUUAAAAAAAAACUUUUUCUCUUAUAAACUAAAUGUUUCCCAUAAAUAUUAAGUUCAUAACUGUCACUUUAAAUGGUAGCCUCAUUUUCUUAUUAAUUAUUAUAUUGUAGAAGCCUUGAGUAAUGUAAUACUUUGUUAUUAGAAUUAAAGCAAACGUCAAAUAUUUUGUCCUUGUUUAGACAUGGCAGUGAGGAUAAGUUGGUGACCAUCAUGGGAGUCAUGCAGGCCCUAGUGUCAUUUGUGGCAGACAGUGACAAAGACAAUUUACGUUCUAUUGUAGCCGGAGAUCACAGGUUUGUGUUUAUGACUAGAGAUCACCUGACAUUUGUAGGAGUCACUAGAGGCAAAGAAUCAACACAACAAAUGCUGCUACAGCUGACAUACAUGUAUAACCAGGUGAGUAACCCUAUUACACACAUGUAUAAGCAGGUGAGUAACACUUAUAUAACAUGUGUAACCAAGUGAGUAACACUAUCACAUACCUGUUUGACCAGGGUAGUAAUACUGUUACAUACCUGUUUAACAAGGUGAGUAACACUUAUACAUACAUGUAUAAGCUGGUGAGUAACACUGUCUUUUAAAGACAUUUGGAUAAAUAGCACCCGCUACAAAUGAAUAGUCUAUGUUUAUUUUAAUUGUCUUAUAUCUGUUUGAAGGUUGAUUCUUAUUCCAUUUUUUUUUCUCUGUCUUUUCCAAUAAAAAAUAUCAUUGUCAUAUCUUCACCAUCAUCAAUAUCAUCCUUGUAAUUUUGGACCGUGAAUCUUUCUGACCAACUUCAAAUGCACCUAGGCUGUCUGUGUCAACCUUCUCAUCUUCAAAAUCUUCAUCUACUUCUUCACCUUCAAAAAGUAUUCUUUUUUUUGUUUACUCUAUAUCCUUGAGAUGAGUAAGUUGGAACAUUUUCGUACCACCCUUUAUUGCCUCCCUUGUUUAUGUGAGAUAGUUGAAGUGACCUGCUAUAUAAUCAGGAUUAGUAUAAAUAACUUGUUAGGGUGCAAUGAAUCAAUUAGAUGUUUACUCUUUAAAAACCCACUAACAUUAUUUAAAAAUAAGAUAAUGUGUCAGUAUAUAUACAAAUAUGGACAAAGUAAGUUAUCAGAGCAAGAAAAGAAGACAAUGGUCAAACGUCAAAAAAGUAAUGUGCAAAGGAUUCAGUUAAUCAGUAACAAAACAGCCAAAAUGUGCACUUUGAAAGCAUUUUCUGCACACUAAAUGGUCUUGGCCUAUAUAGGACAGGAAAACAUUAAGCUACCGAUAAGCAGAGCUCGCUGUCAUCUCUCAUUACCAUGAGGAAAACAAUAUUGGCGGCUUGUAUCAUUCUGAUCAGAUGGCGACUUGUAUCAUUCUGAUCAGAUGCGCCGCCGAAAAUGUUAGUGUUAAAAUAACUUGUCAUGUCCAUGGAUGUAAACAAUUUUUAUUUAUAUUAACUGUCUCUAUCCUACCUCAAAAAUAUUCUCAAAUUUUAAAUACUACGAUGUUGCCUUUCUAUCCACAUAAAGGUAAUAUUGCCUUUCUAUCCACAUAAAGGUAAUAAGUGUUCUCACACUAUCCACUCUGACACGCAUCUUUAAGAGCCAUCGAAACUAUGAUCUCAGGAGGACACUGAGUGGAGCCGAGAAAUUUUUUGAUAAUCUUCUGAAUUUGAUGGAUGUGGAGCCAGGGCUCUUACUGAGUUCUGUCAGGUGUCUGCCAUUAGAUAGUGCCGUUAGAGACAAUAUAUCACAGACAAUCGUGCAAUAUGCUAAAGUUAAAGUAAGUUAAGAAUUUAUUAUUUAUGCUCGCUACCUCAUGAUUUUUCUUAUCCCUAGCAUCUCAUGUUAUUUUUUAUCCUUAGUAUCUCAUGUUAUUUCUUAUCCCUAGCAUUUCAUCUUAUUUCUUAUCCUUAGUUUUUCAUGCUAUUUCUUAUCCUUUGGUUCUCAUGAUUUUUCUUAUCCCUAGCAUCUCAUGUUAUUUUUUAUCCUUAGUAUCUCAUGUUAUUUCUUAUCAUUUGGUUGUCAUAUUAUUAUUAUUCUCCCUAGUUUUUCAUGUUAUUUCUUAUCCUUUGGUUCUCAUAAUAUUACUCUCCCUAGUAUUUCAUGCUAUUUCUUAUCCUUAGUAUCUCAUAUUAUUUCUUAAGUUUAGUAUAUUAUGUUAUUUCUUAUCACCAUUAUCUCAUUUGAUUUCUUCUCCUUAGGAUCUUGUGUUUGCACUGAUCAUAGCACACAACCAGCUGGUGGCCGUUGUAAGGAUGAAGAAAUAUUACCUUCAUCCCAUGGACCUCCAUUUAAUAUUAAACCUGAUCAAUGCGUCAGAGUCAUUCAAAGCAGCUGAGUCAUGGACGCCAAUCUGUCUCCCGAAGUUUGAUGCAGCGUAAGGAUAAAUCUUCACUUACAUGAUUUUCUUGUAAUAUUUGGAACAUAAAUCGUUUUGUCAUUUUAAUUUUAAUAUUUUGAUUUUAAGAAUGUUAAUUUUCUUUAAAAUUUAUCUAUUUAAAUAUCUAAAAUCUGAACUAUUGCAUUGACAUGUUUGAAAAUCUAAAAUCUAUACUGGUACUAUGACAUUGAUAUAUUUUUUUUAAAAUUAAAAUCUGUACUGGUACUAUUGCAUUGAUAUAUUUAAAAAAUCUAAAAUCUGUACUGGUACUAUUGCAUUGAUAUAUAUUUAAAAAAUCUAAAAUCUGUACUAUUGCCAGCCGUCUGCCAUCACAGAUAUAUGGCACAAUGUUAAAUAUCAAUCCAAAUUACUGUUAAUAAACAUCAUCCAAUUAUUUGUCACAGUCAAUAUUAUAUAAUAACUGUAUAGACGUCUGUGUACGUCAUCAGAUAAACUGUAGUGUAUAUUCUACAGCAUCCAUGUAACUGUAUAUUCUACAACAUCCAUUAAACUUUAUAUUCUACAAAAUUUAUUUAAAAGUAUAUUCUACAACAUCCAUUUAACUCUAUAUUCUACAACAUCCAUUUAACUUUAUAUUCUACAACAUCUAUUUAACUUUAUAUUCUACAACAUUUAUUUAACUGUAUAUUCUAUGACAUCCAUUAAACGCACCCUUAUGAAAUUUUCUAUGUAUUUCUAGAGGAUUCCUUCAAGCCCAUGUGUCUUACCUAGAUGACGAGUGCCAUACCUGCCUACUGUUGUUAUCAGUAGAUAUUGAGGCCUUCUAUGUCCUGUCAGAAUGCAAGGCAAAGAUUCAAGAGGUCUUCAUCCCCAUUAUUUCUUAUUUUAUAUAUCUUAUAUUAUGUUGAUUCUCAACCCCAUUCAACCCUGAAAUGGCUAAAUCAGGCCACCCAACAUAACGAUCUAUAACAUGGAACGCUCUCUAUAACAAAUGAACAUCUCACAAGAUCAGGCCUGCACAAAUCAAAAUGUAAGGUGGGCCGUAAUAAUUUACUAAAUCUUGUGCGGGCCGAAAGAAAAUAGGACAGGGGGGAGAAGCUAAUUAUUAAGAAAACAAUAAUUAUAAAAAAUAUUUGGUUACUUUGUGUGUCGCACAGCGGGUGCUGGCAAGCCGCAUCAGGUUCCACGGGCCGUAUGUUGUGCAGGCCUGCACUAGAUGAAAGACCAAUAGAGUUUAUUUCCAAAAACGGAAUGCACCAUAAAAACAGAAUACUUAAACUCCAGCAUCUUGAAAGCGUACAUGCAUUUGUCAACGGUGUGUAGCUCCGGAAUCCACAUGUUCUCAGGAGUGAAAAGGAAGAUAAUUUGUAAUUGAAAAUAGGUCUCUUGAGGGAGGAAAAAGUAUUGAUAGUUGAAUACAUUUUCAUUCCUAUUUAAGUGGUCGUGAAUGGGGACAGACUUUGAAAAAGGUUUUUUAACAUCGAGAGAACCAGUCGACAAAAACUGCCCAUCACCUCUAGAAUUAUUUUAACAUACAUUUGAAAUUAAUAUUUGAAGAAAAAAAUUACAAUCUUAAUUUAAAAUUACCAUUAAUCAUUAAUUUACACUUAGCAUUAAUUUACAAUUAGCAUUAAUCAUUAAUUAAUUUAUAUAUAUAUAUAUUACUGUAGCAUCUAAAAAUCAUUUAAAAAUUGUUUCAAUUUACCUCCAGAAAUUAAAGAAGUACAAUGCCUUGGCCGCCAUCAAUAAUUCCCUGCGUCGUAAUUCCUACUCGAUACAACAGUGCAGUAUCAAUGAUCUCAGGCACUUCCUGUACAAAGCUCGCAGCACCUCCCAGUACACAAGUCCUGAACUGGAAGCUCCAUACAACACCAAGGAAGAACAGGAACGUUUAUUCGGACUCUAUUAUUAUCUUCAUGACAGAAUUCACACAUCCGGCCGGCCCUUGAAAAUAUUAUUUCAUGUUGGGCCCUACGAAACUUUAUUAGGAUGGGUAAAUGAUUUGCUUGUUUCUUUCUCAUAAUAUUGACUGACAUUUGUUUACCAGUAUACUAGGGUUAAUUCCAGGUAUCAAUAAUUUGAGUGAAUUUCAGGUAUCACUAAUUUGAGUGAUUAGCAGGUAUCAAUAAUUUGAGUGGAAAUCAUUAUUUUUGGAAACCAAAUAUUUUGUUUAGAAAAUCUGACUUCAAACUAGUUAUUGGUUUUAUUUAACCCAUUCGCUACUAUUGCGACCAAAUGUGACAUAGCCGCCUCGCUACUAAUGCGACCGAAUGCGCCAUGGCGCUUAGCAACAUACACAUAACACACGAUAUCGCGAGAAUCAUUGUUGCCUUACGAAUAGCUUUGGGAUUUUAAGGAAGUGAGAAUAGAGCUGCUUCCGUAAAAAAAAAACGGAUGCUUCUAUCAUUUAUGGUUUGAAAGCUGCGUGGUCUAGAAGUCGGGCUACUUUUAGUGAAUUUGGAAGUGUGUUUUUGAAGACUUAUUUUGCUAUGGCGUUUCAGUUUCUGGACUCGUUGAUUGCUGCUUCAUCAUCUAAUUAUUCAGUUGCAACUAAUUCAGACAACGAGGACGAAUCUGACAUUGAGAUAGAUCAAAAUGCGCUAGACUUAGACAGUGAAUCGGAAAAUAACUCUGAUGAAAGUGGCGCUAGUAACGGUGAUGAAGAAGACACUGUCACCGAUUCUUGGUCUGACAAUUUGACCAGUGUUACUGAUAAAUUAGAGAAUUUCAAUGAAAUAAUAGGUGGAAUACACAACCUUCCUCUUGACAGUAGUCCAAUAGACUACUUUAAACUCUUUGUGACUGAUGCUGUGGUAGAGAUGAUUGUGAUCGAAACCAACCGAUAUGCAGAGCAGCAGCAAGCAGCUAAAGGCAAAAAAGAUGCCCAGUGGAAGUGUGUUUCCAGUGAGGCCAUCUACAAAUUCAUUUACAUCAACGUUAUGUUUGGAUUAUAUAAAUUGCCAACCACAAAAUUGUAUUGCUGAUAAGCUGUGGAGGGUUCCUGCAGUUGCACAUGUGAUGGGGCGCACCCGUUAUGAAAAGAUCAGACAGUAUUUUCACUGCACUAAUAGUGAGCAAACUCCAUCCAAGAACGCCGCAAACUAUGAUCCCCUCUACAAAGUUAGGCCUCUAUUGGAUCAUGUUAGGAAUGUAUGCCAAACAGCGUACAAACCACAUUGACAGCUGUCUGUAGAUGAGGCAAUGGUUGGAUUCCGUGGUCGCUUGUCCUUCAAGCAGUAUUUGAGCAAUAAACCAACCCCAUGGGGGAUUAAAAUAUAGUGCUGCGCUGAAGCAAAAACUGGUUAUGUUCUCAACUUCCAGGUUUAUACAGGAAAAAGCAACAAUCCAUCCGAUCAUGGACUGGGGUAUAAUGUUGUCAUGAACAUGAUGGAACCAUACCUGGAUAGGUACCAUGAAGUUUUUUUUGACAACUUCUUUUCCUCCCCCAAACUCGCAGAGGACCUCCUACAACGCAAGACUAACAGCUGUGCAACCAUUAGGCCUAACAGAAAAGGCUGGCCACUACCCAAAUCAAAACAGAAGAGGGGUAGUGUCAAAAUUAAACAGAAGGGUCUAAUGGUUGCCACACAAUGGACCGACAAACGGCAAGUCAACAUACUUUCAACAAAUUCUGACCCGGUGGUUACUACAGUGCAACGCAGGUCGAAACAUGGAAUGGUGGACACAGAGAUCCCAAUGCCUGUUGUGAACUACAACUCUGGUGUGUUUGGUGUUGACCUGUCGGACCAGCAUCGUGCCUACUAUCCUGUGGGCAGAGCAUCCACAAAGUGCUGGAGGUAUGUCUUUUGGUAUCUCAUGGACCUCUCAAUGGUUAACAGCUUUCUCUUGAUGAAAAGCGCCAAACCGACAGAUGCCGCAGACUCUCCUGCCAAAAAUCAUCAGCUAUUUAGAAAAGCUGUUUUGGACCAGCUUUUGACUGGAGCCUCACAGUGCAGGCAACCUGACACACCAAGUGUCUCUGGCAGAUGCAGCCCGUACAACAGUAAGCAUAUGUUAAGCCUGGCCGAAAGCGAAGGUGCUACCAAUGCUCUGUUGAUGGCAACAAGAUGGACAGCAGUAGAACCAGAGAGACGACAACAGGCUGUCAUUUAUGUCAAAUCCACCUACAUAAGGGCUACUGCUUUUCAAAGUUCCACGAAACACUUAAACAAUAAUAAAUGACCAAGGGGGGGGGGGGGUGGUCAACGCUAAGAAAAAGCUGUGUAAAUUUGAAAACUUUUUUUUCCAGGAUUUAUUUAAAAUAUAUUUGUGAAUUAAAGUAUACCAACCUAUACAUUUUUACAAAGGUAAUCCAAUUUUCUAUUUUUUAAUGUGUGUCUUGUCAUUUUAAGUUGAUGUUUAGUCGUUUAAAAACAUUUUUAUUUAACAUGGGGGGUGCAUGUUUUUGAGAGUGAUCUCCCUUUGCUUAGUAUUUCAGGGGGUGUUUUGGUGUAAGUGGUUAGUAGCGAAUGGGUUAAUAUAAGAGUUACUCCAUUACUCUCUUAGUGGUGAAUAGGCUAUACAAACUGCACCGCGAUGGUGGGCUAAGUGGAGUGAAUUUCUGUGACCAAUCACUGCACCGUGAUAGUGUGCUAUGUGGGGUGAAUUUCUUUGACCAAUCGGCUGUGACUGCUUUCUUUUUAUGUCAGAGAUCUGCAAUGCCUUGCGUCAGUGCUAAGAAUACAAUCAACAUAUUAUUUAAUUCUAUUCUCCAAGGGUAGAGCCAAGGAGAAUUUUAGGAAAAUAUAUUAGUAUUAGGUACUUUCCUUAAACAAAGAUCUUUUAAAAAAAUUUAAAUCUUCACCUCAGAAAGAGGAGUUUUGAAUAAGACACUUGAGUUAUUUGUUGUUUUUUGUCCAUGUCUGUUUAAUUUUAUUUAUUUGUUGUCCACAUCUAUUUAAUUUUCAUCUCUUUAAAAACAUUUCCCUACUGUUAAAUUAUUGACCUUUCCAACAGGUGACCCCCGGGUUUGAGCUGUUUGCUGUGUUUGGACCACUGGUGACCAAAAUAACGGCAAUCCAUGCUGUCAAUAAACUCUUGAGGUGGAUCAAGAAAGAAGAAGACAGAUUAUUUAUUCUCAGCUCUGUCACAUUCUGAUCAACAUUGUCAUAUUUCAUCUCCUGUGAUAUUGUGCCUGAGUAAUGGACAACUGUUGACCUCAAGCAAUAGUAAAGAGAAGUUGGUCAGGUGGUAUGUUCUAUGUGUGUAAAUGUUCUAUGUUGAAUGAUGGGGGGGGGGGGAAUAUUUGCUUCAUUGGCUCUUGUACACUUAUUUAAAUUAAGUUAAUUUGAACAAUUUCACUUUCAAAUUUGAACAAAUCCUUCAAGACUAUGAGUAAUGGACAACUGUUGACCUCAAGCAAUAGUAAAGAGAAGUUGGUCAGGUGGUAUGUUCUAUGUGUGUAAAUGUUCUAUGUUGAAUGAUGGGGGGGGGGAAUAUUUGCUUCAUUGGCUCUUGUACACUUAAUUAAAUUAAGUUAAUUUGAACAAUUUCACUUUCAAAUUUGAACAAAUCCUUCAAGACUGGACGUCUUGUUGUGACUGGAUGUCUGGUUGUGAGUGUGGAUCAAGUCAGUAGAAUGGAAUCAAGUGUAUAUGUUGAAAUAUUUGCCUUUCAUAACACUGAUUGCCUGAGAAAGGAUUGUAACACUGAUUUCCUGAAAUAAGAUUGUAAAACUGAUUGCCAGAGAUAAGAUUGUAACACUGAUAACCUGAGAUAAGAUUGUAACACUGAUUGCCUGAGAUAAGAUUGUAACACUGAUUGCCUGAGAUAAGAUUGUAACACUGAUUGCCUGAGAUAAGAUUGUAACACUGAUUGCCUGAAAUAAGAUUGAAAUACUGAUUGCCUGAAAUAAGAUUGUAACACUGAUUUCCUGAAAUUGAAAUAAGAUUGUAACACUGAUUGCCUGAGAAAAGAUUGUACCACUGCUUGCCUCACAAUUAUUUGACAACUUAGAUAAGGAUGGUUUGUUAAAAUGAUCAACUCCUUCUGGUUACGGCAUCAUGAUAAUGUGACAUGACUUCUAAACCAGGGCCAUGUGGCAUAUGACAUGACUUCUAAACCAGGGCCAUAGUACAUAUGCUACAGCAUAUUCUUGGAACUACAAAAACUUUUAAAAAGGUCUUUUUCUAUCAAAAGAGCAUUUUCAAAAUUUUAACAAAGAAAGGGGCCAUGGAGGUAAAUAAUAUGUUCAAAUGGGUCAUCAAAAAAUGUUAUUGAGGAAUGCUGCAAAACAAUGUUCCCAGUUCAUCUGGUACAACAAGGGAGAUGACAUGUCUCAGCCGCCAAACAUAACUUUUAAAAUGAAUUGACUAACUUCCCCCCAUAGAAUAAUACUAGUGUGAUAUGUAUAGAUAAAGCACUUGACUCCAGCAGUUCUCAAAGUCUGCUAAAAUUAUACUACCACACUUUGUGUCAGGUUUCACUUUCAUAAAUGAUCAUUAAACCAGUACCUCUCUUAAGAUAUACUAAUAUACUUUAUAAUCGGUUGUAAACAUACACUAAUAAAAAUAUAAUAUAGCUGUCAAAUACUUCAAACUCAUGAUGUCAUGCACUAUGAUAAUGAUAGUAUAACAGCCAAAAAUAGGAUAAUUUCUUCUUCUCCUAGGAACAUAAUUAUUACUUACUUAAUGAUAUCUGGUGUUUAAGCUGGCUGUUACUAUGAGGAUACUGUCCAAUGUCUGACAUAGUGCAUCUUUUGUUAUCUUUGUAAUUCAUUCAUUUUAUAACUGCUGAUGUCAGACUGACCAUUACACUACUAACGGUGAUGUACAAGGUCAUCUCUUCCAAGAGAUGGUAUCCAAUAUGUCUGUAAGACACUACUGUAUUGGUAUGUACAUUGUCAUCUCUAUCAAGAGAUGAUAUCCAAGGACAUCCAAGAUUUCAUAAGAGUAAGAGCAUAAAUUGUCGGAAGUGUCUAAAAUCUUUGACAUGGGAGAGAACUUGUUAGUUAUGCUUAUCAUGAUAUUAAUAAGGAAAUAUUUUGUUGUCUACAAUGUUUGCUACUCACGAAGAAGAAGGUUCAAUUUUGUUUUAUUUAAGACAUUAAAUUUAGAUUUUAAGAAUCAAAGGUAGGCAUUGUUGACCACAUGAGAUAGAAUCUGCCAUUUUAAAAUCUUCGAGAUUGUUUUAAAUGCACAAAAAUGUUAUUGCCAUGUAAUUUAUUUUGUAAUAAACAUUUGAAAGAAAAAAUUGCUUUCAUUGAA
Lymnaea stagnalis (great pond snail) is the source of this 12360-nucleotide messenger RNA. NCBI's taxonomy places the organism in Eukaryota, Metazoa, Mollusca, Gastropoda, Lymnaeidae. The record is from the annotation of a GenBank genome assembly.